UGUUUUUUUCUUUUCUUACAGAAAAAUUGAGUUUGCAUAGCCGGGCGCAGUGACUUACGCCUGUAAUCCCAGCACUUUGGGAAGCCGAGCCAGGUGGAUCACGAGGUCUGGAGCUCGAGACCAGCCUGACAAACAUGGUAAUCUUUAGAUGGUGGAAGAUCUCUCUAAGGAGUGAGUAUCGAUCAACAAAACCUGGAGAAGCAAAAGAAACCCAUGAAGACUUCCUAGAGAAUUCACAUCUUCAAGGUCAAACUGCCUUAAUAUUUGGUGCAAGAAUAUUAGACUAUGUCAUCAACUUGUGCAAAGGUAAAUUUGACUUCCUUGAACGGCUCUCAGACAAUUUGCUCCUGAAUAUCAUUUCUUAUCUGGAUCUUGAAGAUAUUGCCAGGCUUUGUCAAACAUCACACAGAUUUGCAAAGCUGUGCAUGUCUGAUAAACUGUGGGAACAGAUAGUCCAGUCGACCUGCGACACCAUCACUCCUGACGUGAGGGCCCUGGCGGAGGACACGGGCUGGAGACAGCUGUUCUUCACCAACAAGCUCCAGCUCCAGCGGCAGCUCCGCAAGAGGAAACAAAAAUAUGGAAACCUGAGAGAAAAGCAACCUUAGGCACACAUUUUCCUACCAGCAGGGAGCUCAGGCAUGGCUGUGUUUCUCUUCAGUGUCCAAAUCUCUUCUGUCUCCUUUUCUUAAGAACUAAGAGGUUUUGCUGAUGCGUGGAGCCAUUUGAGACCCAUAGAAGAUUUGCACGCAAAUGCAUGGAGCCAUUUGAAACCCAUAGAAGAUUUGCACGCAAAUGCAUGGAGGCAUUUGAAACUCAUAGAGGAUUUGCACACAAAUGCAUGGAGCCAUUUGAAACUCGUAGAGGAUUUGCACGCAAAUGCAUGGAGCCAUUUGAAACUCAUAGAGGAUUUGCACGCAAAUGCCGCAGAGUCUGGCUCCCCAGUGCCUUGCUAGAGUCACCGUCAUUCUGAGGUCAAAUCAUGGCCCGAGGACAAGGGCUGUAAGACAGGGAGCCCCAUAGGCCAUCAUCAUCCUUAUCCCACACCCAUUAGAAAAGAGGCUUCUAUUGUAUAUAAACAAACAAUAAAUGAUUAUUAGCAGGUUUUUAUUAGACAUCUAUUUUAUCUAGGCAUUAGAAAGGGUAAUGGGGCUUUUCAAUUUUUUCCUGGCAUUGUGUCAUCUGCGUCCAGCCAUGAAGCUGGUGGCUGAGUGUUCCCACCAGGAACCGUGAAGGGCAGGUACCACAGGAGGCACUCGGGGUGGGUGCAGCUGCCUUCCCAACUUUGUUCUGCUAAGUCCGUAUUCAGGGCCCUAUCCUUGUGGGCCCAGGAUGCCAGGCUCCAUCCCCGCAUGUAGACAGCUUCCGACCUGGUGCUGGAGCAUGACUGGAGAAGUGCAGGCAUCCUGCUUGCAGACCUUGCUCAAAGUACAACUUCCCAGAACUACUUCACAUUGUUAAAUAAACCUAUAAACAUUUCUUUUCUUUUCUUUUCUUUUUUGUAUUUUCUUUUUAGUAGAGGUGGAGUUUCGCCAUGUAGGCCAGGCUGGUCUUGAACUCCUGACCUCAAGUGAUCUACCCGCUCUGGCUUCCAAAGUGCUGGGAUUACAGGCAUGAGCCACUACGUCUGGCUAAAACCUAUAAACAUUUCUUAGAGAAAUGCCGUUCCCCAAAGGAAUGUGAACAGCUACCACUUUUAACAAGGAUAUUUAAGAAAACAGACUAUGAGUUAACUAAGUAAAAAUGUAAAUAUGGUUUGCAUGCUGUUAACAUGGCAGAGGGGUAAAAAGAAUACAGUCCUAGGGGAGAAAGGUCACUUCACUGAGAAGGCUUACUUAAAAAUGUUUUUCUCCCUGCACUUUCAUGAUUAUUAAGUACCCCUAGAAAAUGAACUCAUAGCAGCAAAUAAUCUAAUGACUCCUUUUAGGUUACAGAGCAAAGUAGCUUUCUACUUCCACAUCACGUUAUAAUAUAGCCUUAUAAUUUCUUCUUUCCUGCAACCUUCACUUUCCUACCUAGGAAAACUCACCUCCGGUGCCAGAGAAACUUCCCAGGAUGCACUAGGGCCCUGUGAACAAUACAGAAGUUGUGGACUCUGGCUCUUUGUCCCACCUAAGUCCUUCCAGAAGGGCUCUACAGCGUGGCUUAGUGACAUUAAAAAAAAAACUGAAUCCAUGUUAAUAUCAAACAAGAUUUUAAUCUUCAGUCACACACCCUUAAAACCCAGUCACGGGGCUCCCCGGUGCCAGUUUGAGACUGUCAACCUAGCCCUCUCUGCUUCUCAUUGCUGGAGGUACACACAGUCAAAAGUCUUCCGUGACUGUGAAAUCCAGUGCAAUCUGCUUCCCAGCAGAUGAAGAGCCUGACGUGGUUAUGUCUGGAUUUAGUCCAAGAACAGAGCAAAGCUUUAAUUGUCAAGAGACCCAGGCCUCAUUCUCCACUCAGGAGAGUCUGCUAGGGCAGGUACAGGUAACCAGCAGGCAGCUGAGAGCAAGAAGGCACGUGCUCUGCAGAGCUCUAGCUGCGUUGGCUCUCCCUGAGCUCCCAGACUUCACUCAUGGCCUAAUUUUCAAUGACAGAACAUAGGUUUUAUCGUGAGGAUGCAGACACAACCACAAUUACGUAUGUCAACAUAACUUCAUAAACAUGUAACUGUAACUUAUUGGUAACAUCAGAGCAAGAUGAUUAAAGCUUCAUGUGUAGUAUUUUAUCAACAAACAGAUUCUGAAAGCUUAUGGACAUGCGCAAUAGUUGAUUCAACUUCAAUCAAUAAGAACAUAAAUAUGGCAAUUUGAAAACACUAUGUAUAUACCUACUCACAUAUAUAUUAUACUUAAGAUAUAUACUUAUAUGUAGUAUAUAAUAAUAUUACAUAUAAAAAUGUUAUAAAAAUCAAUGCUAAAGUAAAUAAAAAAGCCAUUAAUAUGUUGACUAUUGUUAAAUAAUAGCUAAAAUAAUAGAUUAUUAAAUUAUUUUAAUACUUACUUGCCCUAAUAAUCUGAGUGCCUUAUUACUUGAUUACAAUUGUUUUUGCCAAAAUAGGAACAAUAUCAUCAAGUGAACAUCCUGUGUGUCCCCAGCAUCCUUAGUGGUUGAAACACUUUGUCCCUCCCUCCCCCAUCUCAUUUUCCAUGUGAGGUUCCAUGUGACUAUCCCAUAACAUGGUAAUAGGCAGCGAUGGUCUUGACUUUCUGCUUCUAUUAACAGCUUUCAUUUCUAUUUCUGCUUUCAUGUGGAUGGAUAAAUCUGCUUUAUGUCUUAACAUUUCAGAGUGAAAUGCCACACUUUUUUUUUUUUGAGGCAGAGUUUUGCUCUUUUCACCCAGGCUGGAGUGCAAUGGUGCAAUCUCAGUUCACAGAACCCUCCACCUCCUGGGUUCAAGCGAUUCUCCUGCGUCAGUUUCCCGAGUAGCUGGGAUUAUAGGAGCCUGCCACAAUGCCCUGCUAAUUUUUGUAUUUUUAGUAAAAACAGGGUUUUACCAUGUUGGCCAGGCUGGUCUUGAACUCUUGACCUCAGGUGACCUGCCCGCCUCAGCCUCCCAAAGUGCUGGAAUUACAGGUGUGAGCCACGGUGCCCAGCCUUACAGCAUUUUAUAAUCUUGCCCUUUUUCAUCUUUUCAAUCAAAUGUGUUUCUACUCUGUUCUCAUUUACCAUUGUAAUUAUACAAUACUGAAAAUUUCCAAUGGUUUAUAUAUUUAGUGGUAUAAGAAUAAUCUAUUAACAAUAGAAAAUACGUAUUUUUAAUUUAUAACUAAAUAAUAAACAUAUUUUACUUAAUGUCAAGUUCUACUACUACUUUUUUCCCAAACAGGUUGGCAUAUGUAUGCAUUAAGCCUCAGCAAUAUAGAAUCCAAAAUUUUUUCAUUCUUUUUUUUUUUUGAGACAGAAUCUUGCUGUUGUCGCCCAGGCUGGAGUGCAAUGGUACAAUCUCGGCUCACUGCAAUCUUUGCCUCCUGGGUUCAAGCAAUUCUCCUGCCUCAGCCUCCCAAGUAGCUGGGAUUACAGACAUGUGCCACCAUACCGGGCUAACUUUUGUAUUUUUAAUAGAGACAGAGUUUCACCAUGUUGGCCAGGCUGGUCUCAAACUCCUGACCUCGUCAUUCACCCACCUCGGCCUCCCAAAGUGCUGGGAUUACAGGCAUGAGCCACCGUGCCCAGCCUAAAAUGUUUUCUUCUACUGAGUAGGCCCCAGAACUAAGGCUGAGGUGAUCAUGUGGGGAGGGACUGCAAGCAGGGGUAAGGACAAUGCACCAGGUACCACUUGUCAUUGUUUUGUGAGCUGCUUGUGUACAUAAUGGUUAUCAGUCUUUAUUUAUUACCCCAAACUGGCUCCUGAAAUACCGAAGAAUAAUAUAAAACAACCUUACUAAAAACAUAAAACAAGUGCAUCACAGCUUUUUGCUCUGAGUUUUAGUAUAAUGACCUCUAUCUUCAGUUUGUAUUAAUAUACUGUGAGAGCGUAUCCAAGCUUUUCAAUUGUGAGUAGUUGGUUUCAACUUGAAAUGGAUGUCUUUGAUGUCAUGUUAAAAACAUCAAGUGAUAAAAAAUAUCUUGAGACAAAUGACAAUGGAAACACAAUAUCAAAAGCAAUCUAAGAGGGACGUUUAUAGCAAUAAAUGCCUAUAUUAAAAAAGAAGAAAGACCCCAGGCCAGGUGCAGUGGCUCAUUCCUCUAAUCAUGGCACUUUGGGAAGCUGAAAUGGGAGGAUCCUUUGAGCCCAGGAGUUCAAGACCAGCCUGGGCAAUAUAAGGAGACCCUGUCUCUACAAAAAAUAAAAAGAUUAGCCCAGCAUGGUGGCACAGGCCUGUGGUCCCAGCUACUUGGGAGGCUGAAGUGAGAGGAUCGCUUGAGCCCAGAAGGUCGAAGCUCUAGUGAGCUGUGAUCACACCCCUGCACUCCAGGCUGGGCAACAGAGUAAGACUGUUUCAAAAAAAAAAAAAAAAAAGGAAAA
Molecule: messenger RNA, 4951 nt
Organism: Gorilla gorilla gorilla (western lowland gorilla)
Lineage: Eukaryota; Metazoa; Chordata; Mammalia; Primates; Hominidae
Gene: FBXO36
Product: F-box protein 36
Exons: 4
Coding region: 135-608 (157 amino acids)
Biological process (GO): SCF-dependent proteasomal ubiquitin-dependent protein catabolic process
Cellular component (GO): SCF ubiquitin ligase complex
Molecular function (GO): protein binding
Source: RefSeq, a predicted model, not a curated record